Molecule: messenger RNA, 989 nt
Organism: Mytilus trossulus (common blue mussel)
Lineage: Eukaryota; Metazoa; Mollusca; Bivalvia; Mytilida; Mytilidae
Product: low-density lipoprotein receptor 2-like
Exons: 5
Coding region: 99-572 (157 amino acids)
Cellular component (GO): plasma membrane
Molecular function (GO): protein binding
Source: RefSeq, a predicted model, not a curated record
CUUUGAUAUCUUUAUAAGAAACAUUUGCGUUUAUGAAGCAACAGUCUGGCCUGGAUAAAACCAUAUACAACACAUAAACCUGCAUCAUAAUAGCCACCAUGAAAGUAAUACUAUUGUUUGGACUGUUUGUGGGAACAGCUUUUUGCUGUUCAUAUGAUCAGUAUACGUGUGACGACGGAACAUGUAUUUCGGAUACUUAUCAGUGUGAUUCCUGGGUUGAUUGCAGUAAAGGAGAGGAUGACAUGGGCUGUACAGGUUGUGACGGUGACCGUUUCAAAUGCUCUAAUGAUCUUUUCUGUGUUAAAUGGUGGGGAGUAUGCGACGGUACAGAUGACUGUGGUGAUAACUCAGACGAACGUGGCUGCGCUAACCUUUGCUGGUAUGAUUUGCCAUACAGUAAACGCGGUUUAACCAGUUCUAGUGCUGAAAAAGUAGUAUCAAGGGGUAUCAAUAAAAGAGGGAAAGUAGCAGCUGCAGGAACAAACGUGCACAAAAAGGAAAACGAGGCACAGAAAAUAGCUAAUAAAAUGGAAAAGCUCAGGCUUCUUAGCAGAGGAAAAGAUGGCAAAUAAACAUGAUAAAGAACGGAAAACUUUGCUUACAAAUUGGACUUGUCAACGGACUUUGAUAAUUAUAAUAUUUUGAAAAAAUCAUUUUUAAUACUCUUUAAUGCUGUAUUAACCUUAUCAUACUGUUGUUUAACCACUACAUGUUGUAUUAGUGUUUAAGUUUAAGCUAAAAUUUCUUUAAUAAUAUCUUUCAAAAGCUGCAGAAAAAAAAUUAUUGAUAAUAUAUGCUCGUAUUUUCCACGCUUAUUGUAAGAUACUUUCAAGUUGUAUCUUUGAUUUAGAAACAAUCAUUUUAUUGAAUGAAUAUUCAUAUAUACUGUUUAGAGCGUUAAAUAAGUAUUUUGAAUGUUAUUGGAAUUUAAAAAAUCAUUAUUCAUUGUAACUUCUGUCUUUUCUGAAUAAAAUCUUUCUUGCAAAUAA